GCGAUCAGCGUGGAUGGUGGGAGGAAGGCGCUCGAGAGGCGACGGAAGUGAUACCUGCCUCCUCUUGGUUGGGCGAGAGCGAGGGGCGGAAGACGCCGGCGAGGCUGAGCGCGGGAGGGGGGCGAGCCCUGCUCCAGUUGCCAGUUGCAUAAUGGCAGACACUAAUCCCUCCCCACUGAAACACUUUGUGCUGGCUAAGAAGACGAUUACUGCCAUUUUUGAAGAGCUCCUGGAUUAUGUUACGGAAGGAACACAUUUUGUGGAAGAAACUUACAAAAACCCGCAACUUGAAGAUAUAGCCACCAAGGAUGAACUGGCAAAAAUAGAGGAGUACAAGAAGAAGCUGGCAGUCAUCGGUGGGGUACUCGCACGAAGACACAUGAAAGUAGCUUUUUUUGGCAGAACCAGCAGCGGAAAAAGUUCUGUCAUCAAUGCCAUGCUGUGGGACAGAGUGCUCCCCAGUGGCAUCGGGCACACGACCAACUGUUUCCUCAGCGUGGAAGGAACAGAUGGCGAUAAGGCUUACCUCAUGACUGAGGGCUCGGAUGAAAAGAAAAGUGUGAAGACUGUUAACCAGCUUGCGCAUGCCCUUCAUAUGGAUAAAGACUUAGAGGCUGGCUGCUUGGUCCACGUCUUUUGGCCAAAGGCUAAGUGUGCCCUCCUGAGAGACGACUUGGUGUUAGUGGACAGCCCUGGCACCGAUGUCACCACAGAGCUAGACACCUGGAUUGACAAAUUCUGUUUGGAUGCCGAUGUCUUUGUUUUAGUUGCGAAUUCAGAGUCAACCCUCAUGAACACAGAAAAGCAUUUUUUCCACAAAGUAAAUGAAAAACUUUCUAAACCAAACAUCUUCAUCCUGAAUAAUCGAUGGGACGCUUCUGCAUCAGAGCCAGAAUACAUGGAGGAUGUGCGCAAGCAGCACAUGGAGCGGUGCCUGACAUUCUUGGUAGAUGAGCUCAAGGUCGUGGAUCCCUCCGAAGCCCAGAACCGAAUCUUCUUCAUUUCGGCCAAGGAAGUCCUCAACGCCAGGAAACAGAGAGCCCAGGGCAUGCCCGAGGGAGGUGGGGCACUUGCCGACGGAUUUCAGACACGCUUCCAAGAAUUUCAGCAAUUUGAGAAAAUGUUUGAGGAGUGUAUCUCGCAGUCAGCUGUGAAAACCAAGUUUGAGCAGCACACUAUCAGAGCUAAACAGAUCCUAGACACAGUGAAAAACAUUAUGGACUCCAUAAACGUGGCAGCCGCCAAUCAAAGAGUCCAUUCAAUGGAAGAGCGAGAAGAUCAGAAGGACAGGCUGGAAUUUGUCCGCAACCAGCUCAACCUUUUGACAGACGACAUCAAGAAGAAAAUCAAAGGAGUCACGGAGGAGGUAGCUAACAAGGUAUCUUCAGCCAUGACUGAUGAAAUUUGUCGGCUUUCCGUUUUGGUAGAUGAGUUUUCCUCCGAUUUCCACCCAUCCCCACAAGUUUUGAAACUAUAUAAGAGUGAGCUCAACAAGCACCUGGAAGAGGGCUUGGGAAGGAACCUGGCUGACCGGUGCUCCAGUGAAGUCAACAAGUCUAUGUGUCAGUCGCAGCAGGAAAUGAUAGAAAGCCUGCAGGCCCUGCUGCCCUCCGAAGUCCAGAGCAAGCUCCACUUGCUGAUUCCUUGCAGGAAGUUUGACCUCAGCUACGACCUGAAUUGCAACAGCCUGUGCUCCGACUUCCAAGAGGACAUCACUUUCCGGUUCUCGCUGGGCUGGACUGCCCUCGUCAGCCGGUACCUGGGCCCCAAAAACGCUCACCGGGUGCUGCUUGGCGUGGCGGAGCCGGUUCUUGCAAUCCCUCGUUCUCUUGCCUCCACCCCUUGUGCUCCCACUGCUCCUGCUCUCACCCCAGAGAAUGCAUCGCAGGAGGAGCUCAUGGUCUCAUUGGUCACCAACUUGGCGUCGCUGACCUCCCGGACCUCCAUGACCGUCAUCAUUGUCGGAGGACUUGUUUGGAGAACGGUUGGCUGGAAAGUCAUCUCCCUCUCCUUGAGUUUGUAUGGGCUGCUGUAUCUCUACGAGAGGCUCACUUGGACGACCAAAGCCAAAGAGCGAGCCUUCAAGCAGCAGUUUGUCAACUACGCCACAGAGAAGCUUCAGAUGAUCGUCAGCUUCACCAGCGCAAACUGCAGCCAUCAGGUGCAACAGGAAAUGGCCAUGACUUUUGCUCGCCUGUGCCAGCAAGUUGACAUCACAGAGAGGAACCUGGAAGAAGAGAUUGCAAGGUUGUCCAAAGAGAUUGCUCAGCUGGAGAAAAUCCAGAACCACUCGAAGCAUCUACGGAAAAAAGCUGUCCGCCUUGAAGAUGAGUUUGACUGUUUUACAAAGGAUUUUCUCCAUAAAAAGAAAUGAAGGCCUCGUAUUUUCUGGCUGCUCCAGGUGGAAUUUACAAGAUGACACUAUUUCCCAUCCCUGCAAAGUCACAUGAAUUUUUCAAGCCCCCUUUAUUCUACUUUCCCAGUUGCUGCCUGGCUCUUGAUGCUUAGAAAAUGAACUGUGCCUGAGAGCUAGAGGAGCGAAGCAGUAUUACCACUGAUUGAAUCGUUUUGCAUCUUUUCUUAGAAAGAGAAAUAAUUUAUAUUUACUGGUGCGUACAGAAAAUUAUUUGGCAGUGUAAAAAUAAUAAAACUAGCAGAUCUAUCUAGUAUUUUGUAUUAGUGUUUGCCUAAAGGACAGCCCCCUCUUUCUGGCAUCCAGGAAGAGAAUAGAGAGAAUUUACUCCUAAUCCUGUGUCAAAGUCUUGUAUUAGCUGGAAUUCUCUGUGGGAAUGUGUGCUGCUGGCUUUUUCCAGGACUCUGUUACACAGCUGAAGUAUUGAGUGAUGACAGAUUUCAAAAGGGAUUCAAAAAGUUUUGAGUGCAGACACAAUCAGUAUGGCUGAGCAUUAGAGAUAACUCUGGUUUUCCCAUUCUGUUGAAAGGGACGAAGACUGUCAUGCUCUUAAAGCUUUAAUGCCCUGGUAAUUAGACCUUCUCAGUCAAGAUUAGCUAGCAGCCUUGUUUGUAGAGAAGAACGCAACUUAGCUCACAGAACUGUUCUGGAGAAACACCCUUUUCAAUGAUGGCAUAGUAUGGCGUACGUCCUUUUGACCUAAUGGUAGUUCUUGAAAAUCAAAGUGAUGUCAUGCAUAUGAAGCUGGAAUAAGGGUGUCUAGUUUUGAGGUGUCUGGAAGUCCAAAAUUCAUUUUAUUUCCCUGGCCUAGGCCAAGCAUUUACUGUAUUUUUCCGUGUAUUGGACAAGGUUUUUUUACUCAAAAAUCACGUCAAAAAACUGGGGUCAUCCAAUACACAGAUAGUAGCACGGUGGUGGGGAGAAGCGCUGCGCUGCCAGCCAUUCGCUUGGCGGGAACACGGCUUCCCCAGAUGCCGCAGCGAGCGGGGAGCAAUCUGGGGGGUGUUUCCUGCCCACAGCUGCGUGGGGAGAGAGGCUCAACAACUUUGGGCCAUCUCCCCUCAUUUUCUUAAAAUUUAGUCCCCCAAAAUGGGGUGUGUCUUAUACAAGGGGGCGUCUUAUAGACAGAAAAGUACGGUAAUUUCAGGCUGCAUGCCCAAGAUUAAAUGCUCUUUUAAGACCCUGAAAUGCAUCGGGACUAUUCUAUUAAGGGGGCAAUUGCAUAAGCCAGGGGUCCCCAGACUAAGGCCUGCGGGCCGCAUACGAUCCAAAGGCCUCUUUUAUGCGGCCCGCUACGACCGCGGCAACCCCCACCGCCCGCUGCCACCACCCGCUCUUACCGGCGCAGCAGCAUGCUUGCAGGUCAGGGGGAAAUGCCGAAAAUCGUUUGUGCGCAUGCGCAUGGGCCUCUCCCGACCCGGAAAUGCUUGUGCAAACAUUUCUGGUGCACUUCUGGUCGGGGCACAAACAAUUUUCGGUGCUUUUUUCCGACCCGGAAGCGCACCGACGCGCCUGUAAGUGUGCGCAUGCACACGGGUGCGCACUCCCCCGCCCUCUGGGCGAUCGGCACGGUGGGCACCGGCCCGAAGCCGGGUAAGUUUGGGGACCCCUGGCAUAAGCAGAGCAGUCUUUAUUGCACACACACACACUUUUACUGAUGGUGGUGGUUCAGUUAAAAUCUCAAAGAUGGUCCGCGUCAGGCACCUACAGCCUGGUGUUGCCUCCAGCUGCUCCAAUCUACCAUGGUUGCAUGGAGUGAUGCAACCAAAGCAUCUAGAGGGGGGGGGCACCAGGUUAGGGAUGUCUCAUCUGUGCAUAAUCAAGGGGCUCUCCUGCUUUUCGAUACCCGUCUUCCCAUGACAAUUUUCGGUCAGUGCAUUUUACAAAAAAGAAAUGCAGAAGUUUCAGUUGCUCCUACAUGUGAUCUUUGAGUAAUGCGUUUGAAACUGAUGAAUUGUUUAUUAUUAGGAGUGAAGCUGGCACAGAAGUUUUUUCUUUCUUUUAGGUACAGUUACAAAAUAUGCAUGUGUUUUAAAACCAAAAUGAGAACUUAGCUGUAAUAAAGAGCCCGUUCAAAUUGUAGUGUUGCUUGAACACGAAAAUCCACUGCUCAGGAAGGGCUAAUGAAACUGCUGGGUUGGUAGAGACACUUGUUUAUCAAAAAAUGAGGUUCACUCUUGUAUUUUUACUCUGGUGCACUGAAAUGUCUGGUGCGAUUCUCCUGCUUGAAGUGGGUGAUGGGUGGGUGUGUUUCAUUGUGAAUGCAGCCAGUAGGAUUUUUAACAUUUGAUAAAUAUGAAAUUAAAAUGACACCAUGAACUGUACAGAUUGAAGCUAUUUAAGCUCUCAUGAUUCUCUAAAAACAAUGGAUAGACUUAUACACAUCUUUUGUUAUGCCACAUUUUUGUAGCUAUUUAUAUUGGCCAAGGAACACACCGAAUUUGAAAGUUACUCUCUCGGUGGUCUUUUGUGACCUGCUUUCUUCAUUCAUUGUUGUCAUACAUGUCGUUCCAUGUUUCUUUGCUGGCUGUAUGUAUGAAGGUGUGACAUGUUGGGAGAAUUCUGCUAUCUAAAGUGCGAAGGCUCGAAGGGGAAAUAAAAAACCUCAUUGCAAUUGGUAUUUUCCUCCCAAGAUUAUCACUUUAUUGUUGGAAGUCCUAACUAAAUAAACUUCUAGACUUCUUUGGUA
Zootoca vivipara (common lizard) is the source of this 5102-nucleotide messenger RNA. It is a transcript of the gene MFN1, whose product is annotated as mitofusin 1. The record is from RefSeq and is a predicted model, not a curated record. Gene Ontology annotation, cellular component: mitochondrial outer membrane. Lineage: Eukaryota; Metazoa; Chordata; Lepidosauria; Squamata; Lacertidae. Gene Ontology annotation, biological process: mitochondrion localization; mitochondrial fusion. Gene Ontology annotation, molecular function: GTPase activity; GTP binding.